This is a messenger RNA of Clarias gariepinus (North African catfish), 2027 nucleotides long. It is a transcript of the gene ctnnbl1, whose product is annotated as catenin, beta like 1. The record is from RefSeq and is a predicted model, not a curated record. The transcript has 16 exons. Gene Ontology annotation, cellular component: spliceosomal complex. NCBI's taxonomy places the organism in Eukaryota, Metazoa, Chordata, Actinopteri, Siluriformes, Clariidae. The coding region runs from base 103 to 1788 and encodes 561 amino acids.
ACACCGAAGGAGAAAUAAACUUUGCAGGGCGCUUACAGUCCUGCUAACAUUAUACUUCUUAAAUAAGGCUUUCUUUGGAAUAAAUUUAGCUCUUUAAUAACUAUGGACGUCGGUGAGCUGCUGAAUUAUCAGCCCGAGCGUGGAGGCAAGCGCUCGAGGGAGGACGCCGGCUCAGACGAGACUCGGCCCAAAAAGACAUUGAGCAGGGAGCCUCCGAGACCGGCUGGGCCGAUUCCAGAACCCAUGCCGGAAGACCCGGAGAACAGAGAGAGGAUCUUAGAGAAGCUCAUGGACCAGGACGAGGUGGACCCUGAGGGCGAGCCGGUGGACGAGGGCACGGUAAAGAAAAUGAUCCUGACCUUCGAGAAGAGGUCGUACAAAAACCAGGAGCUCAGGAUUAAAUUCCCUGACAAUCCCGAGAAGUUCAUGGAGUCUGAACUGGACCUGAACGACAUCAUCCAGGAGAUGCACGUGAUCGCAACCAUCCCUGAGCUGUACCACCUGCUGGUAGAGCUGAACGCUGUGCACUCUCUGCUCGGCCUGCUGAGCCACGAAAACACAGAUAUCUCUAUCGCUGUGGUGGACCUGCUGCAGGAGCUCACGGACGUCGAUACGCUCAACGAAAGCGAGGAAGGAGCCGAGGUCCUCAUCGACGCCCUGCUGGAGGGCCAGGUGGUGGCGUUGAUGGUGCAGAACAUGGAGCGGCUGGACGAGACGGUAAAAGAAGAAGCGGACGGAGUUCACAACACACUAGCUGUGGUGGAGAACAUGGCUGAGUUCAGACCGGGUCUCUGCACAGAAGCCGCUCAGCAGGGACUCAUGCAGUGGCUCCUCAAGAGGAUUAAAGCGAAGAUGCCGUUCGACGCUAACAAGCUGUACUGCAGCGAGAUCCUGGCCAUCCUCCUCCAGAACAACGACGGCACCAGAGAGCUUUUGGGUGAGCUGGACGGCAUCGAUGUGCUCCUGCAGCAGCUCUCGGUGUUCAAAAGGCACAACCCGUCCACGCCCGAGGAGCAGGAGAUGAUGGAGAACCUGUUCGACGCUCUCUGUUCCUGCCUCAUGCUGCCGGCCAACCGCGACCGCUUCCUCAAGGGGGAGGGGCUCCAGCUGAUGAACCUCAUGCUCAGAGAGAAGAAGUUGUCUCGGACUAGCGCCCUUAAGGUCCUGGACCACAGCAUGAUCGGCCCCGAGGGUGCUGAUAACUGCCACAAGUUUGUAGACAUCCUGGGGCUUCGCACCAUUUUCCCGCUGUUCAUGAAGACGCCGAAGAAGAUGAGGAAGGCUGGAGUGUCAGACAAGGAGCAUGAAGAGCACGUGUGCUCCAUCUUGGCGUCCAUGUUGAGGAACCUGAAGGGGCAGCAGAGGAGCCGUCUGCUCAGCAAGUUCACAGAGAAUGAGUGUGAGAAGGUGGACAGACUGAUGGAGCUGCAUUUUAAAUACCUGGAGGCCGUUCAGCUUGCAGACAGGAGGAUUGAUGGAGAGAAGCACGACAUGGUGCGGCGGGGCGAGAUCCUGGAUGAGGGCAUGGAAGACGAGUUUUACCUUCGACGUUUAGACGCCGGGCUUUUCGUCCUUCAGCUGAUCUGUUACAUCAUGGUGGAGAUCAGCAGUGCAGGAAUUCCACAGCUGCAGCAGAGAGUACAUCAGAUCCUGAACCUGAGGGGUGGAUCGGUUAAGAUGGUGCGACACGUCAUGAGAGAAUACGCAGAGAGCAUCGGCGACGGAAAGAACGAGGAGUACCGGCUGAGCGAGCAGAAACGGAUCCUGGAGCUUCUGGAGGAGUUCUAGCUCUAGCCGAUCAGAUCAGAUCCGGUCACUCCUGAUCACAGAACUUUGCGCUCCCUGUAAAUAAUACGUUUGAUAACUGAUUGAUAGACGUCGUGACUGACGGAUGAAGAGUUUUUAAACCGUGUUAAACGUAAAGGUCCAAACCGAGCCGUCUUUCUGUUUCUUCUUCUUUGCUGUGAUUUGUAUUUGGGUAAUUUGUAAAUCGGAAACGAUGUAAUAAAAUGUCCUUUUUCAUGUCA